Molecule: messenger RNA, 906 nt
Organism: Clupea harengus (Atlantic herring)
Lineage: Eukaryota; Metazoa; Chordata; Actinopteri; Clupeiformes; Clupeidae
Gene: rps3a
Product: ribosomal protein S3A
Biological process (GO): translation
Cellular component (GO): ribosome
Molecular function (GO): structural constituent of ribosome
Source: RefSeq, a predicted model, not a curated record
UCAUGCCCCGUUUAAGUCUCGCGUUAUUUCAUUACUUCCUCCUCUUUCACUCCCUGGAUAGAACAUGGCGGUCGGUAAAAACAAGAGGCUGACCAAAGGUGGCAAGAAAGGUGCCAAAAAGAAGAUUGUCGACCCCUUUUCCAAGAAGGAUUGGUAUGAUGUCAAGGCACCAGCCAUGUUCAACAUCCGUAACCUGGGCAAGACCUUGGUCACCAGGACUCAGGGAACCAGAAUCGCCUCUGAUGGGCUGAAGGGUCGUGUGUUCGAGGUGAGCCUCGCUGACCUGCAGAACGAUGAGGUCGCUUUCCGCAAGUUCAAGUUAAUAACUGAGGACGUGCAGGGCAAGAACUGCCUGACCAACUUCCAUGGCAUGGACCUGACCCGUGACAAGAUGUGCUCUAUGGUCAAGAAGUGGCAGACUAUGAUCGAGGCCCACGUCGACGUGAAGACCACAGACGGAUACCUGCUGCGCCUGUUCUGUGUAGGCUUCACCAAGAAGCGCACCAACCAGAUCAGGAAGACCUCGUAUGCCCAACACCAGCAGGUUCGCCAGAUCCGUAAAAAGAUGAUGGAGAUUAUGACCCGCGAGGUGCAGACCAAUGACCUGAAGGAAGUGGUCAACAAAUUGAUCCCCGACAGCGUUGGCAAGGACAUCGAGAAGGCAUGUCAAUCCAUCUACCCCCUCCAUGACGUGUUUGUCAGAAAGGUCAAGAUGCUGAAGAAGCCCAAAUUUGAACUGGGCAAAUUGAUGGAGCUCCACGGAGAAGGUGGUUCCAGCAGUGCAACAGCCAAGCCCGCUGGCGAGGGAGACACUGGGGCCAAGGUGGAGCGUGCCGACGGCUACGAACCCCCAGUCCAGGAGUCUGUCUGAGUUCAGAGACUUUGAAUAAAACAUGUAAAUUUAAA